Molecule: messenger RNA, 1138 nt
Organism: Dalotia coriaria
Lineage: Eukaryota; Metazoa; Arthropoda; Insecta; Coleoptera; Staphylinidae
Product: ER membrane protein complex subunit 2-A-like
Exons: 5
Coding region: 182-1033 (283 amino acids)
Biological process (GO): protein folding in endoplasmic reticulum
Cellular component (GO): EMC complex
Molecular function (GO): protein binding
Source: RefSeq, a predicted model, not a curated record
AAAACCUUGCACGUAGAUGACUGUCACAUUGAUGUGUAUCUAGCUGCUUGGUUAAUUUAAUGAUAUCAAUAAUAGAACAAUUUAAAUAAUUAAAUUCCCCUCGUUUUAAUUCGUCUGAAUCGAUUCGUAACACAUAGUUUUUAUUCUAGUCACUUUUUACAGUUCUUAUAAACGCCUAAAAAUGUCGAGGAGAAAAAUGUCGUCAACUGAGGCACGCGAUUUACUACGAACUUAUCGUGAGAAUAAUACCCGCAACAGUACCAAAGUGGUGGUGCUAUGGCAGGAUGUAAUGAAGGAUAAUGUUCACAGUCUAGGCAGUGAAAAAUUUGCUGUAAUAGAACAAGCAUACAUUGCUGCAUUAGACACACAACGAAUGGAUAUUGCGAAUGAGUGUUAUAAAGCACUCUCGCAUGAAUUCCCGGGCAGUUUACGAGUGAAAAAAUUAGGCGCGAUGCAGCUGGAAGCCGUCGAAAAGUAUGAAGAAGCCAUGGAUCUUCUGGACUCCAUCAUCAAGGUGGACAAGGCCAAUAGUGCUUGCAGAAAGCGGAAGGUCGCCAUCUAUAAAGCUCAAGGCAGAAUUCCGGCAGCAAUUAAAGAAUUAACUGACUAUUUAAAAAUAUUUGCAGCAGAUGCUGAAGGAUGGCAAGAGUUAUCAGAAUUGUAUAUUAGCGAGUGUGACUGGCAGAAAGCCGCAUUUUGCCUUGAAGAAUUGAUUCUACACAACCCACACAAUCAUCUGCUUUAUCAGCGUUACGCCGAGAUUAAGUACACGCAAGGUGGUGCGGAAAACUUCGAGUCGGCGAUGAAGUACUAUUAUCUUGCGGUGAAACUUUGUCCAAAGAAUUUACGAGCUUGUUAUGGACUAUAUUUGUGUGCAAUUAAUUUAGGAGCGCUCACGAAAUCAUCAGCGGAGAAGAAGAGCACCUACGCCGCGAUAGCAAAACACGCGAUGACCAAAGUACAAAGCAUUUACGCGAAUAAGCAAGCCGACGUCACGGCGCUCAAUGAAUGCUUCAGCGCGCUACAAAUGUAGUAAUAGCGCUCGAAAUCAAAACUUUUCUUUAGCCAAUUAUGUUGUAACUAGCGUUAGUUUAAAGAUUAAUAUCUACACAGGAAAUUAACAUUAUUACUCGCCCAA